Molecule: messenger RNA, 1832 nt
Organism: Fusarium odoratissimum NRRL 54006
Lineage: Eukaryota; Fungi; Ascomycota; Sordariomycetes; Hypocreales; Nectriaceae
Exons: 1
Coding region: 119-1729 (536 amino acids)
Molecular function (GO): protein binding
Source: RefSeq, a predicted model, not a curated record
CUGCCAGAAGGCUUUCUAUGUAUAUUUCUACCAUUGUUUUCUUGUAUUUAUUCGUUCUUUAGGUCAAGAUUACUUAGCCAUCUAACCUCGGGGGAAAACGGCCUCCACAAUUGUAGCCAUGUCGCCUUACGAAGAAUUUCGUGAAUGUGAAAAUGGCAUUCUUCACGAGCCAGAAAGUCCAGCCGGGAUACGCCCAACAAUAAUCGAUACAGAUGGAUCGACCCUAUACGAAAAGCAAUUCUUCCCCCUUCGCACUGCAAUUAUCGAGCGUAAUGAUACAGCAGCUUUGAAGAAGUAUUUGGAAAACGCCCCUUGGGCUAUCAAGAGAGGUCAUGCUCUCGGCAUGUAUUAUGACCCGUUUAUUGUCGCAGCUCGACACGAGAGUAUUGACGCGCUCAAAAUACUCUUGGAUCACUACUCUAACUUCAUGAAGCCCAGUGGGAGAACUGAUCUUGAUGGCCGUUGCUGUCGAGUGUUGAACACGGCAGCUCAAUGUGGCCGACUUGAGGCAGUCAAGCUUCUGCUCGAUCACCCUCUUCUUGACGCUGAUAUCCACUAUAAAUAUAAUGGAUUCACUCCGAUCAUGGCAGCUACCAACACUUUUGAUUGGAAAGAUAAUAUUGAGGGAAAAAAAGCGGUCAUCGACUGGUUGCUUGAUCGAGGCGCCCGUGCUUCUGACGUCGAAUACUCGUGGGACAGCUUUCUUGACCCCAUUACUGGCAAGUACAUAGCAAAGCAGGUUCCAGUUUUUACGGUCUUGAACCUGGCUGCAGGGUGGGCAGGGGCUGAUUUGACGCAACGCCUCAUUAAGAGUGGCGCUGAUCCUGACAUCAAGCUAAGAGAGGAUACAGAGGUCACAUCUCGCGUGGAUAUAACAAUCAUCUCUACCGCCAGUCGAUAUGCGAAUGUUGAUGCCCUUACAAUCCUGCUUGAUUGCGCAAACAGAGCCGGACAUGUGGCAGACACAGUAUCUUAUCGCGAUAGUUGGGGAAACAUGGCCCUCCACUGGGCUUGUCGAGUAUCAAUAGAAGAAGAUCCUCGGGAGGUGGCUGAAAAGAUUAUGGCGGAGAAAGUGCAACGAAUCAUCACGAUUCUUGGCCUGCUGUUGGACUGCAACCCAGAGACGAUCAAUUCACAGGAUAUUUACGGAAAUACUCCCCUACACUAUGCAGCCAUGAACUACAGCAAUUACGGACAUGAGUACACGGCUAUCUUUCAGUAUCUUUGUGACAGAGGUGCUGAUGCCAGUAUUCGCAACAAGAAGAGCGAAACAGCGUUGCAUAGUCUAUGUUCCUAUGAUGGGGGACUGCCAAUCGAUACAGCCGCUAUCGAAAUUCUUUUCGGUCACGGAGCAAAGGUUACAGAUACAGACGACAAUGGUAAUACGCCACUGCACUCGGCAGUCAAGAAUCUAGAGAAUCUUGAUGCCAUCGAAUUUCUGCUUGAUCAUGGUGCAGACAUAGGUGCAAAGAAUCUGAAAGGAAAUACGCCUCUCCAUGAAGCUGCGAACGGGAUGUUUUGGCCUGGCGUAAUGAAAGAAAAGUACAAAAGCAUGGGUGACAUACUUCGAAGGCUUCAAGGCGAUGAAGGAUGUCUGGUGGAUAAGCUAAAUGCAGAGGGAAAGUCUGCUCGACAGAUCCUGAAUGAAGUGAGGAAGGACUUCCAAGAGAAAAUGGAUGAUAUUGAAAACGAAAGAAAGCUGUGGAAAUCUGAAAUAUGGAAGAAGUGAGACGAAAAACAACUUGGUGGCUUGUUUCAUAGAAGAGCCUUUUAAAAGCUAGAGACUGUGGUAUUUGAGCAGGGAUGCCACCGCUAUUCUCUGUAGAAAUUAC